AUGUCUGAUGAGCUAGAUCAGGCAAUCACCAGGCAGUCAAAUGUGGAGCAAAAUGAGCCAAACUAUGAUAGAGACAGAGAUUUGGUUGUUCUCCCGGAGUGGGUGAUUCUAAGGGCCUAUGCCCGAAAGUCCGAGUCCUGGAUCCAGAAGAUUAUUGACCAGAUAACGGAUUCACCUCUCCAUUGGGUUACCCCCUUUGAGGUGGUUCCUGUUGCAGUAGUGGCCGUCCAAAGAUACCUGUUAGAGGGUAAGUCAUACUUUACAGGACACAAGCCACCCUUUUACUGCUAUGAUGUGACUAUCUCUGAUGGAGUGUUUAAGGAAAAAUGCUACCUGGAUCCAGACUUAAACCAUCUGGUCUAUAAAAAUAUCCUUAGAGUUGGCAUAGAAAUGAAAAUUUUCAAGGUCUCUUUUCUUUACAAUGAAAGAAGGGUAGGUCAGGGCAUACUGUGCUUACAUAAGAUCCACUGUGGAAAGGCCUUUGAUACUAUUAGCUUAGAAAUUCCCUUUAGAAGUAGAGUCCAGCGCGAGAUUCCAGAGAGACCACUGACGGGCGGAAUGAAUCAUUACUUGGCUCUCUGGCAUAACGAAGAUCCCUACGGCCAUAUCUGGUUAAAAGUCAAGCAUCCUGAGGAAUACAACUAUAAUGGUAUCAAAAUAGUUUCCCUUUCUCACCUUGAAAUGAUCUGGAAGACAGGAAACAAUUUUCCUGCUUUACUUGUGAGAAUCUUGCAUAAAUCAAAACUACGAUACUAUGGAAAAACUUCUAGAAAAUCUAUUGAGCCAUACCAGGCCUUUCUGGAAGUUGCUGAUAGCUCAGGCACUGUGACAGUGACUCUGUGGAAUACCUUUUGUCGUGAGUGGUAUAGAAGUCUGAAUGUUGGUUUCGUUGUUCUGCUUCAAAAUUAUUCCAUUAGAAAGAGAUUUCCAUUCAGGAAACAGCCACUCCCAGUGGAUCCACAUAUAAAAGUUAUUUCUUCAAUAGAAAUCUGCUUGAGCCUUCAUGAUUCUCCAAAUAAUAUAAUUAUAAUUCCAGAAAAGCAGGUGAAACCAUCAUGGAAAUUGCCAUAUUUAAGUCACCACUUUCUCUUAAGAUCAGAAUUGGAUAAUGCACCAGAAAAUACUAUUUGUGAUAUUAUUGGCUUUGUAACUUUUGUAGGAAGAGUUCAGAGGUCAAAAAAGAAAGAAAAACCUGAAGAUUUUUUGGUAUAUCGCUGGAUUCAUGUUAUUGAUGGGACUUCAAAAAUUCCAUUUAUAGUGAAAUUGUUUUCUACAUCUCAGCCAGGAAUGUUUGAAUAUAUUUCCCCAAUGACAUAUUUUGUGGGCACACAAUUGAAAGUUAUUAGACUCAACAGUGAAGUUUAUAACAUGUUUUACCUCAUCACUACAAAUGAGAGUCGAAUGUUUAUUACUGGUCAUAAAGGUCAAGCAUAUACCCGUGAAGACAAAGUAAGACGUUUUUCUCAUUGGGUUAGAGAAAAAACCUAUAGAGGGGAAAUGAAUAUUUAUACUGUUAUUGGUGGAUAUUAUGCCUACCCACCCGUGGGUACAUUUUCCAAGUAUACACAUUCUCCUAGAGUUGAAUUGCUCUUGACAGCUCUAAGUGAAGUGAAGAAUGUGAUUCAAAAUGUGCAAUAUAGGGAACAAAAGAGAAUUGCAAUUCAGGGGGUAGUUACUGUUAUAAAGUUUAUCCCCCAUAGUGUUGCAACUGAAAGAACCUAUGCAUCACAAACAGUUCAGAAUGCUAAUCAGCCUUCAACAUCCAAAGUGAAUGGAGGAACUCAAAGUUGGUAUAGGAGAGGUGAAAAGCGGCCAAAUGAUGUCCCUAUGAGAUUUCAGUCUGUUCCAGCUACAUAUGCAAGUUUAAUCCCAAGCAGGAAGAUGAGAAUUGUGCAAGGCCCAAACGCUAUACUGAAUCCUGUACCUCAACCAGAAAUUUCUAUGGGAGCAAGAGGAAAUAAUUGUAGCCAACCAAGUCGCUACACAUGUCAAGAAGGUCUAUACAGAAACCCUCAAUAUACUAGCUGGGAAAGUCAUCUGUGGAGAAAGAAAAAGUAUGGCUUAGCAGAUCACCUACAUUACAGCUUUGUUCAUCCUGAAAGUAUUCCACGGAAAUUUGAUUUAAAACACAGUCGAUUUCUCUCUAGUCAGUUUAAUUCUCAGCCUGCAAAGUAUAAUCCACCAAUAGAAGCACACCUGAAACUUGAAAAAUUUAAGAGUGCCGUAAGUCUUGAUGGACAUUUUGAAAUAACUAUUCUAGGUCUGAACCAUGAGAUAGCAAUUGAUGUUGCAUUUCUACCCAUGUAUUCUCAAGAAGAUAUCCGAACAUCUCAAGUGAGCACACUUUUAAACAGCAUGAAUUAUAAUUGUGUGCAUCCACCAGUAACUGACAAUAAAAAUGUGCCAUAUGCAAAAAAAAUUGCAGGUGAUGUUAUAAAAGCAGUAGCUCAACUGGAUGGAGUGCAUAUCAUCGCUGUAUUGGAUGUCUGUAAUUUGGGAGAUAAUAAGUUAGAAGUUAUUCUGCAUAGAAUUUUUAGACCAGAUAAGCCUUUUAAAGUUGCCAAAUGA
This is a messenger RNA of Sorex fumeus (smoky shrew), 2568 nucleotides long. RefSeq names its product RPA1 related single stranded DNA binding protein, X-linked (gene RADX). The transcript has 14 exons. Gene Ontology annotation, molecular function: single-stranded DNA binding. The record is from RefSeq and is a predicted model, not a curated record. The coding region runs from base 1 to 2568 and encodes 855 amino acids. Lineage: Eukaryota; Metazoa; Chordata; Mammalia; Eulipotyphla; Soricidae. Gene Ontology annotation, cellular component: replication fork. Gene Ontology annotation, biological process: regulation of DNA repair.